This is a messenger RNA of Pseudomassariella vexata, 471 nucleotides long. RefSeq lists its product as uncharacterized. The annotation marks the transcript as partial. The record is from RefSeq and is a predicted model, not a curated record. Lineage: Eukaryota; Fungi; Ascomycota; Sordariomycetes; Amphisphaeriales; Pseudomassariaceae. The transcript is spliced from 3 exons.
UCAUCACAGUGGCUUGAAGACGAAUUCCAAGGCCCCUUCGCUAACAGCGCCGCUGUAGCUGGUCCUAGUGGAGAGGACGCCCAGUUCGUCCCCCCUGAUAGUGGCUUUACGCAGUCCACUGUUGUAGAGGGCGAUGAUAACGCUAUUCCCAACUUCCCUAAUAUCGACGAUAUUCUCUCUCCUCGUACCCCAACCGAUCGAGCCGCUUCGCAGUCCUCCACCCCCCAAACGCCUCUGCCAGCGGGGGUGAUCUUCUUACAGAAGGUGCUUGAAGUGUUCCGGGCUGGGAUGCUGAAUAUAGACAGGCCUAGCGCGCGUAAACCGGCUUGGCAGAAGCUCGUAGAGCUAUUGAAUCAAGAUACGCAGUACGUUUGGUCUAUUGAUAAAGUUAGCAAGAAGUACGCGGAUGAGAGGAUCAGAUGGGCAAGAGAUAUUCUGGGCCGAAUCAGCUACUGGGGAAUACAUAGCUGA